Fulvia fulva is the source of this 765-nucleotide messenger RNA. Its product is annotated as Lysine N-methyltransferase. Gene Ontology annotation, biological process: peptidyl-lysine dimethylation. The record is from RefSeq and is a predicted model, not a curated record. NCBI's taxonomy places the organism in Eukaryota, Fungi, Ascomycota, Dothideomycetes, Mycosphaerellales, Mycosphaerellaceae. The transcript has 3 exons. Bases 1 to 765 code for a protein of 254 amino acids. Gene Ontology annotation, molecular function: protein-lysine N-methyltransferase activity.
AUGGCAGAGUCUAAUAGUGAGGAGGCAUUCGACCUCUUCCAGGAGCCAGAUGACUUCUAUCAAAAGGAAAAGCCGCCUACACAGGUACAGCAUGAGACGCUGAAUGGUGAUACACUCACGUUGCGCUUAGUCGGCCAAAAUCCUCUCUGGGGACAUCUACUAUGGCAAGCAGGCCGCACUAUUGCCAACUACCUGGAAGAGCACAAAUCAGAAGUCGUUCAGAACAAGACUGUGCUUGAGUUGGGAGCUGGCGCUGGUCUCCCCAGCCUUAUAUGUGGUAUCAAUGGCGCCAAGGCAGUGGUCGUGACAGACUAUCCCGAUGCUGAACUCAUUGAGAACCUUCGUCUCAACGUCGAAGGAUGUGCCUCGUUGCCUAAGGCGUCAAAAGUGCGUGCUGCUGGCUAUCUCUGGGGCGCAGACACAGCCGAGCUGCAGAAUCUCGUGCCUGAGAUGGUGCAGGAGGGCGGCUUUGAUCUUCUGAUACUGGCAGAUCUGCUUUUCAACCACUCUGAACACACCAAGCUCUUACAAAGCAUACAGCGGACGCUGAAGAAGGCCCCCGAUGCACUAGCGUUAGUAUUCUUCACGCCAUAUCGGCCUUGGUUGCUGGAGAAAGAUCUGGCAUUCUUCGCACUGGCCAAGGAGGGAGGCUUCGUGGUUGAGAAGAUACUGGAGCAUGUGAUGGACAAAGUCAUGUUCGACGAAGAUCCUGGGGACGAGCUUCUGCGAAGAACCGUUUUCGGAUAUCGUCUGACAUGGGCCUGA